Colletotrichum destructivum is the source of this 756-nucleotide messenger RNA. RefSeq names its product Putative germin, rmlC-like cupin domain superfamily, rmlC-like jelly roll. Gene Ontology annotation, cellular component: cell wall. Bases 1 to 756 code for a protein of 251 amino acids. NCBI's taxonomy places the organism in Eukaryota, Fungi, Ascomycota, Sordariomycetes, Glomerellales, Glomerellaceae. The transcript has 2 exons. Gene Ontology annotation, molecular function: manganese ion binding. The record is from RefSeq and is a predicted model, not a curated record.
AUGCUCACCAGUGUCGUCAACACCGUUUUCACGGCUACCCUGGCGCUGUCUGCCCUGGGAGCUGCUGCUCCUCAUCGCAGAGACAACGGCUCGACGCCAGGCCUCAGUCUGACAGCUCAAUUGCAGCUUGCCGAUACGUAUGUGAGCCCUUGUACUGUAGAGGCGUAUUCUGACAAGAAAAACAGUGCGAUCGACCGUUACCGCCUUCUUCCGGGCGACGAAGACUUUGUUUUCGACUUCAAGAAAACUCAGUCUUUUUUCGCUAACCGCCAGACCUUCCCUGCCCUGACUGGUCUGGGUGGCAGCAUGGCUAUUGCGGAAAUUCCUGCCUGCAGCAUGAGCUUCCUUCACACUCACCCGCGAGCCAGUGAGCUGUUCGCCGUGGUCUCCGGGCGCAUUCUCACCGAAAUGGUCACUGAAGCCGGGGUGUUCGGGCCCGACGGCAAGCCGCGAGUGAUUCGCGCCGAUCUUGGGCCUAGUCAGAUGACUGUUUUCCCUCAGGGCGCCUUCCAUACUCAGGUUAAUCCGGAGUGCAGUCCCGCCUCCGUUGCGGUCUCCUUUACCUCGGAGGAGGCAGGUGUGGGUCUCAUUGCAAGCCAAACCUUUGCCCUGAGCGACGAUGUCAUUGAGCGUUCCUUCGGAAACACCAUCGCCGGCGAAGACAUUGACAAGGUGCGAAAUGCUAUUCCCAAGGGAUUGGCUAUCAAGGUGGACGAGUGCUUGAAGAAGUGCGGCAUUCAGAAGCGUGCUGCUUAG